AUGGCGUCUCAACAGUUACCUCGCAGACAACACACCACCACCGAGAGAAAGGUUCAGCUUGGGAAAGACAUGGUUCCCAAGAUGACCACCCAUUUUGAGAACCUUGCCGAGAAAGGUAAUGAAUCAGAUAUCACCGGUGCCAGAGAGCCUCCGCAAGCGUUACAAGGUGGAGAUCAGGUAAAAAUGCAUCCUGGUAAAACCACUGGCGAUGUUGGUGGACGUGGGAUAGCCAGAGAGACUCCCGAAUUGAGUGCACAGUUUGAGUCCCUUGCUGACAAAGUAAAGGCAAGUGACCAUGCAGCGAAUGUAGUUGGAAACGAAGAGAGAGAAGGUGGUGGCUAUGUUCGUGAUGUUGGGAAGUUCAAAAUGGAAAGUGAAGGGGGAGAAAGAGGGAACAAAGAUAGAGAAGAACUCGAAUCACGAAGCAGAGAGGUUAGAGGACGAACGCAAAGAGGAAGAGAAAGUGAAGGACAAGUAGUGGCAGAAAAAGGGAGAGGAACAAAACUUGGUGCUGAAAAAGAAGGUGCAAGUGGUGCGGUUAUAACUUGCACAUUGGAAAAAGGUGAUAGCAAUACUCAGAAACCAAGAGAAGAGAGUGAAAGUGAAAAAUCCAUGUUAAAACAGGUUUCCAACUACACUGAUCAAGCUUCGAAAGACCUCAAGGAGAGGUACGAGAGAGAGAAGAAAGCAGCGAGCGAGACACUGAGCAACACAGCACAAACCGCAACACAAGCGAAGGACGCAACGGUAGAGAAGGCUCAACAAGGCUGUGCUGUAACCAAAGACACCAUUUCAAGUGCCGCAAAAACCGCUUCAGAAAAAGCUGCGCCGGUGGCAGAGAAGGCCAAAGGGUACACUCUUCAAGCGGCGGAGAAGGCCAAGAGUGCGGGUGGAACGACGGCGAAUUACGUCGGAGAGAAAGCGGCGCAAGCAAAGGACCUUGCCGUGGAAGGUGGGAAGAGUGCGGGGGGGUAUGCUGCGAAGGUGGCUGCGGAUUUGAAGGACAGGGCGACUGCGCUGGGGUGGGCCGCGGCCCAUUUUUCGACGGAGAUGACGGUGGAAGGGACGAAGGCCGCGGCCCAUGUGGUUGAGGGGGCGGCGGGGUAUGCUGGACAAAAGGCCUCUGAGCUUGCUUCAAAGUCGGCGGGUGCUUUUAAAGGCUUGGCUGCUUCAGCUGGUGAGUCUGCUAAGGGAUACACUGCAAGGAAGAAAGAAGAGGCACAGAGGGAAUUGGAAGCCAAAAGAGCCUCUCAACCUCAGGAAGCUGAAGAGAGGCGAUCAGAAGGAGUUGGCAAAACUGUAAGCCAGAAUGCAGAAAAACCGAAGGCAUAUGGGGGAAGCUCUCAGGAGGAGGAAACUGGAAGCACUGUGUUGACAGCAAUAGGCGAAACAGUGAGCAAUGUUGGGACGAAGGUGAAGAAACCGUUCCUGAUUGGUGGGAAUGAGAAGGGAAAAGGGAAGAAAGCGGGAAUGAGAAAAGUGGAGGGCAAGAACAAGGAAAGGGUGUGA
Messenger RNA from Sphenostylis stenocarpa, 1509 nucleotides. The record is from the annotation of a GenBank genome assembly. NCBI's taxonomy places the organism in Eukaryota, Viridiplantae, Streptophyta, Magnoliopsida, Fabales, Fabaceae.